CUUCGCUGACUGUUGCUGGAACCCAUUACACUCUCAGAAGGCCUUCUAUACGGCCCUUGUUCUUAUAGCCUCUUCCCCUUUCAUCUCUGGGCCGAAAGCCUCGUUAGAUACGGCUUUGAUACCUUGUAUCUCGAACUACCUCUACAGCACUCGCUCGUCGGGAUAAUCGAUCAUGCCGUCCAACGUUCGCUAUGCACCAAUUCCAAACCCUCGUACGGGCCCCAACGUGCAGGACGAGAUGGAAGCGGCCUUCCUGGAGUCGGACGACGAGGACGAGCAUGACGACAGAAGCCACAUCAGGGCACCCGGUAUGACAAGAAACGGCUACAGCUCGCUCCCCAACGUCGAGCCCGACACACUCUCUUCCCCUUCGCGCGAGCCCGGCGCACCGCAAGCGUAUGAUUUCGAGCGUGCUGACUACGGCGAAGACUGGGCACGACCACCACCAGGCUCGCCCCCGGCGUCUACCCAGUUCUUCCAGGUGCAGACGCAGGGUAACUCGAAUGGAGUUAUUCCUGACUUCACUGCCGCAGCGAGGUAUGCCCAGAGGAGCACCGGAGGAUGGGCGAGGAGGGUGUUGCCGCAGCGUGUCGCAGAACGUCUGGGCCUGGGUAGCUCGCACGUUGAGGGCGUCGUUGGCGGUGGGACUCUGAACGACGGCGUGUUCGCGAAUGUCACUGCCAAGCCGUCAAGACCGGUACGAGCGACGGAAGGUGAUAAUACCUACCUUGUUCCGGAAGAGUCUCAGAAAGAUGCGCCGCCAUCAUACGCAUCUGCACAGGCCGAUGCCGUCCCGCCAUACUGGGAGACGACCAUCCACGCACCCUCUUCCGGCUCUGGCCCCGGCGACGUCUUGAUCGAGUCGCUGCCCACCGGCUCGCUCUUCUCCUUCCUCUGGAACAUGCUCGUCUCGAUCUCCUUCCAGUUCGUCGGCUUCCUGCUCACAUACCUUUUGCACACGACCCACGCCGCAAAGCUCGGCUCCCGCGCCGGACUCGGUAUCACACUCAUUCAGUAUGGUUUCGCGAUGCGUGGGCGUGCGGAGGAGUGGGGAAAGCAGGAGGAGCUCGACGGGUGGGGCUGGCAGACCACGAAUGCACACCAGGACCCGGCUACCCCUGCGCCAACCUUUGCCACUGCCGCGGAAGCGGAGGACUACUACGGGAAGCUCGCCGCCAACGGUACUUCUUGGCCAAGUAGCGUGCCCAACGGCGCGACGGUAGAGGCGACUAACUUCUUCAGCGAUGCCACAACAGAGUGGCUGUCGUUCUUCCUUAUGACCGUCGGCUGGUUCAUCCUGCUCACUUCCCUCCUCAGCUUCUGGCGCGUCAAACGUUGGGAACGCGGGGUCCUCGCCUCGCAGCCCUCCACCCUACCCGCCCCGGGCGCCGCAUCCGCAGCCCCCACGACGCCCUCCUCGCUCUUCCAGCGCCUCAACCUCCUGCGCGCGGGUCUCGGCUUCCCGCAGCGCCACGCCCCGUCGGAGGACGUUGCGGACGAGUACCCCGGCGCCCUGAGCCACUUUGGCAUGCCCGUGCUCGAGGAGGAGGACAGCCCGGUGCACGAGCGCGGCGAGUACAUCAUCCCGCUCGACCCGGAAAACCCGGAGGCGAACGACCGCCUCGCGCGCGCGUACGCCGAGGAGGCGCGUCUGCAGCGUGCGUUACGUGCCGCAGGCCUGCUGUGAGGCGCGCCGUGGCGAAGCGUCGCCCGAAGAGAGUCCUGCCUCUGUCGCUCGUUCGUUCGCUCGUAUACUUAAAGGAGUGCUCCCAGCCCCGCUGACUAUACCUCGCAAUCUUUCGUUUCUUUUUAUUUCCGCCUGACGCUUCGAGAUCUGGGCUCACAGAGGACGGGGUGGCCGCUCACGUUGUGACUUUCGUUGAUGAUCUCAAGAUGCUGUACCAUAUAAUGACUGUACCAUAAUCUUCUCUUGUUUUCUGCGCGGAAGUGCGGUACAUUCUCUUCUGUUGAAGUUGUGGAUUGGGAUGGUCGAAGUACUGGAUGGAGGGCUGGUGCCCGUUGCGAUGCGCCAAGUGCGUCGUCGUGCUUUUGGAUUUCUGGUUUAUGUAGAGUCUGGCGAGCGCACACACGUACAGAAAACACUGGACAACUUCUGCUAGUCUUAUCUCCCCUGCCCACCUCCGCCCUGCUGGCCCUCUUCCGCAGGCGCGCCGCUGACCGCGAGCGCCAGGAACGCAAUGGCGAAAUACAUCCAAUACUUCUGUAUGAACGACUUUUCUGCCGGUGGGGUGACGACCCUGCCUUCGGGGGUGAGCUGCGGCGGUGUGCGCAGGCUCGGGAGCGGCGGGUGCGUCGGGCCCUUGAGCACGACGCUCGUGUUGGCGACGCGCGUGCCGACCUCAGUCAUGAGCCUGCGGCGCGCCUUCGCAGAACCUGGGCACGCCCCGUCGUGUGGGACGGGCCCGACGAAGUAGUCGAGCGCGAAGGGCACGCCGCCGGCGCCGAGGCGGACGACGAGGCUCUCGGCCGUCGCGUGCGGGAGGUGGCAGGCUUUCACGGAGGAGACGUGCCACUGCGACGGGUGCGUGUCGGCCGGGUGUGCGAGCGCGAGCUGGUAGAGCGCACUUUCGAGCUCGACGGGCUGCUGCUGCUCGCUGGCAGCGUCCUGCGCCUCGGCAGUGAGCGACGCGGCGUAGGCGGUGAGGUACGCCGCGAGCGGGGUGUCGCCGGCGUCGGCAUCAGAUGCGAAUGCGGCCGAGACGGGCCCGUGGUACACACCGCGCGUGGAGGGAUCGUACGAGAGCUGGAUGGCACCGUGGUCCACGAACGGCUCGUUGGGGCGUGCGGGGUGGUAGAUCCUCUGUAGUAGCCGUAGGCUCUCCGGGCGUGCGUCAGAGGCGGCGGGUCCUGCGGGC
Messenger RNA from Phanerochaete carnosa HHB-10118-sp, 2876 nucleotides. RefSeq lists its product as uncharacterized. Gene Ontology annotation, cellular component: Golgi apparatus; endoplasmic reticulum; perinuclear region of cytoplasm. Lineage: Eukaryota; Fungi; Basidiomycota; Agaricomycetes; Polyporales; Phanerochaetaceae. The transcript has 6 exons. Bases 173 to 1687 code for a protein of 504 amino acids. Gene Ontology annotation, biological process: positive regulation of protein ubiquitination; metal ion transport; ubiquitin-dependent protein catabolic process. The record is from RefSeq and is a predicted model, not a curated record.